Molecule: messenger RNA, 198 nt
Organism: Nannizzia gypsea CBS 118893
Lineage: Eukaryota; Fungi; Ascomycota; Eurotiomycetes; Onygenales; Arthrodermataceae
Exons: 4
Coding region: 1-198 (65 amino acids)
Source: RefSeq, a predicted model, not a curated record
AUGGCUCAGAAGGAUAUGCGGAGAGCAGAUUUGGUGGUACCCUAUGAGGCUCCGCCAGUCAAGAAGACUGACGGUGAUAUGUCCGGUACCAUCGCAAGCACCAUGCCAAUGGCCGCCGCAUGUUUAACCCAGUCUGCCAUUUUCUGCACGAAACAUUGUGUGAAUGGGGAGUCCACCCUUAUUGAAGCAACAAACUGA